Alternaria alternata is the source of this 963-nucleotide messenger RNA. RefSeq lists its product as hypothetical. NCBI's taxonomy places the organism in Eukaryota, Fungi, Ascomycota, Dothideomycetes, Pleosporales, Pleosporaceae. The record is from RefSeq and is a predicted model, not a curated record. The coding region runs from base 1 to 963 and encodes 320 amino acids. The transcript is spliced from 2 exons. Gene Ontology annotation, molecular function: protein binding.
AUGUCUCCAGGACUUCCCAACCCGAAUCUGGCUACUACUACUGAGAGUUCAUUCGAUCUUGACGAUCUUGAGGAUAUUAGCGACUGGGAUACUGACCAACUCUCGCCCUCCUUCUCACCCUCGGCACGACUCCAAAUUCACCGAUCCACCUCUUUGCAGACGGAGGGUAUGAGUAGUGCGACGAUUUCCACCCCAAAGGCAAUGCCACCGCUUCACAGUGUUAUAGCACAGCAUGGUGCUAUAGCAGCCAUUAUCGUCGAAGUUGGCCCAGACCGCAGAAAAUACCACGUCCAGAAGGCAUUUUUGACUCACUACUCGGAAUACUUCUCUAAGGCACUAAAUGGAGCUUGGAAAGAAGCGAAAGACAAGAUCAUACGUCUGACCGACAUCGAGCCUGCCAUCUUCGGCCUGUUCAUUGAGUGGCUGUACACUCAAAACCUGCCCAAUCUCAUCACCCUCGACGCGAACAAAAUCGAUCUAUCUAGUCGAUUGUGGAAGAUCAAACUGUACGUAUUCGCCGACCGAUUCGCAGUGAGUCGAUUGAGAACCGCUCUGAAUCUGGAGAUUGUGAAGCUUACAAUGCCUCUCCACACAUCUAUUUGGGAUUAUGCUUCUAUCGUCUAUGCUUUUGCAAACCUCCCCUCUACGGAUCCGCUCCUGGAUUUCUUCGUAGAUCUUCACUACGCAUACUGGGAUGACACGGGCGACGAGUCUCAGGACAAGGACAGAUUCGACGAAUUGCCGCGGGAGUUCCUCUUGCGGUUCUUCAAAAGAGUAGGAACGGAGAGAUGUUUUAAAAAGCGAUUUCGUCUUACCGGCUCUUAUGAUAUCGAUCUCUGCAGCUACCACGAACACGCAACAGACCAGGAAAAGAGGGAAUGCGGUCAUCAAUCCAAGCCGCAACCCAAAUCGAUUCCUCUUAAACGGGGGCUCAGAGGCAUUGAGCGGGCAGAAACUAAGUAG